UUGGGAAAUACAAAUAAAAAAAAAAGUAGGAAAAUUUGCAUAAUUACUUGAUAAGCUCCUCGAAAAAACACAAAAUAAACUACGAAAUAGAUAAAAAAAUAAUUAGUUCACCAUGUUAAACGAAGUGUAAAUUAGAAAAACAUGAAAUAACCAAAACAUACCAUUAGUUAAAGCAGCCUAAACAUUCCAAAUAAUGGCUUAAAGAAAAUGAAAAUAAAAGUUCUUAGCUAAAAUAAUCUUUCAUAUCCUUUAAUGUUAAAAUAGACUGAUACCCAACCCAGUAAUUAGUGCAAUAAUUAUUAUAUUUAAAUAUAUUAUUAACCAAAAUAUACACAAAGUAAAAUGUUUGCUUCUUUAAAAAAUAAAAUUAAAGAAGAGACGGGCUCCGAAGUGGCUGGACCAGGAGUUGCUAAUGUGCCACAACUUCAGCCACAUCAGCGUACAACUAUGAAUCAUACAGCAAACAAUAAUAAUAAUAAUCGUCUUAAAAGUCGUUUCUCCUCUACCAUUAGUGUUAAUUCGAAUGAUGACAGUUUACAGUCCGAGUCAUUAAUAAAUCUUAGACAACAGUGCCAGGAACUUUCCUCAAAAGCAUCGGAUUUGCAAAAUCGCAUUAGCCAGUUGCAGGAGGAAAAGCUGCGUGUUGAGAAAACAAAUGAAAUACUUUUGGAGACAGUUAAAGUGGCACAAACCCAAAAGGAUAUCUACUGUGAGGAACAGGAGAAGAUACAAAAUAUACAACAACAUGAAAUUGAUAAAUUACGCAGCCUGCUGUCGUUUCGUGAGCAAGAGGCCGUCGAUCGAUUGAAUGCCAUGCGUCAGCAUCAGCAGCAGGUGGAGAAUCUAACAUCGGAAUUGGAAAGAUUUAAGCAUUAUGAAACAGAGGUGGAAGAUUUGAAGGACGAACUACAACAACUUAGACAUUCCUCUCAACAAGACAAAAAUAACUUAACCACCACUCUGGCGGCCAUCGAAGAAGAAAAUCGCCACUUAAAAAUGCGUUUACAAAUUGUUGAAAAGGCCCGCAUUGAAUCCCUAAAUGGCCUCAGUGGAGACGAAAAACUACAAGCCUUGGUGCAUGAACGCAAAUUGCUGGAACAGCACCUAGAAGAAGCCCAUCUCCAGCUAUCGGAUAUAAAAAGUUCAUGGAGUGGACAGAAUCUGGCGCUAGAGACUCAGGUCAGUCGUUUGUCCAAGCAAGUGGCCGAAGAAACCACCGAAAAACGAAAAGUCUUAAAAACAAAAGAUGAUCUUAUCGAAAGGGUGAAGCAUGUAGAGUUUGAAUUGCUAAAGGCUAACGAUGAAAUAAAACAAAGAGAUGAUAAGAUAAAACUCUUGGAGGAAGAAAUUGAUGAAUUGAAUGUAGCUUUAAAAGAGUGCCGUGAAGAAAGUGAACAGCAAGUUGUUUAUGAACGUAAUAAAUCCGCUUCUUUAGAAGUGGAAAAUCGUGAUUUAAAAAAUCGUCUCGAAGCGGCUGAUGAACGUUUUGGCAAUUAUGCUGCCGAUGCGGCCAAUGUUUCGCAAUCUCUGCGACAACAAAUGCAAGACAUACAGCAACAAUUAACCGAUACUCAAGUGCUGCUGGAGAGCGAAAAGGAAGAGAAGCUUACAGCUCUAUUAAAGAAUGCCGAAAUCUCUCAAAGCGAGGAAUUGCUGAAGAAAGAAUUGCGUGAUGAAAGAGAUGAAGCCAAUGAAAUACAUGAGAAGAAUUCCUCAUUGGAAGUGCAAUUAAAAAAUAAACAAUUGGAAAUCUCAGAGUGUAAACAGAAAUUGGAGGAAAUGGAGAAAACGAUGAACGAAAAUAAUACGAAAAUGAAGGAAUAUGAUGAGUUACAAAGUGAUAUAACGGAAAAGAAUAAGACUAUUAAAGUUUUAAAUCAACGUUUAACCGAUUUAAAAAAGACUUUACAAAAGGAAUUCUCUUCGGCAAAAUCUCUCGAAGACACCAGCGAAAUCCAAAAGACUCCAACUGCAACUACAACACCAACAUAUUCCAUUGAAAAUAAUAAACUAUGUCAAAAUUGUGGUUGUUUAAUUAAAAAUAGUAUUAUAAUGGAUGAAGUGAAUUUCAAAUAUUUAAAGCAUGUCAUUGUCAAAUUUCUAACUAGCCGGGAGGUUGAAGCUCGCCAUUUAAUACGUGCCGUAGCCACACUACUUAAACUAACCAAAGAGGAAGAGAAACUCUUGCACGACACUUUAAAUUGGAAAAUGAGCUGGUUUGGCUCGAAGCCCAAUCAUGGCAGUGGCCAGCGAGCCUUUUCAAUACCACCUACCAGUUAAUAGUAGUUAGGUUGUUUGCCUAUGAAAUAUCGAAUUUUAUUUUUUCUAUUUAUUUUUAUAUUUAUAAUUAUUUACUAAUAUGCUUUAUUAAACUAAACAUAUUGCUGUAUAUUUUUGUAAUGUUUAAAUUUUGAAUUUUUUGAAAAAAAAAGUUGUAUUGUAUUUAUAAUGAUCUCUUUUCUAAGCAACCAUAUUUUGUAUUUAAAAAAACCAAAUUGUUAUACAAUUGCAUUUUUUUGUAAUCUCUUUUUUGUUUUGUUUAAUAAUAUUUUUUGUUUUAUUUUUUUAUAACUAAUUUGUUGUUUAUUAUUUUUUGGAAUACAAUAAAUUAUUGCUUGAAAUUUAGUACGAAAAA
This is a messenger RNA of Calliphora vicina (urban bluebottle blowfly), 2635 nucleotides long. RefSeq names its product Golgin 97 (gene Golgin97). The coding region runs from base 343 to 2280 and encodes 645 amino acids. NCBI's taxonomy places the organism in Eukaryota, Metazoa, Arthropoda, Insecta, Diptera, Calliphoridae. Gene Ontology annotation, cellular component: Golgi apparatus. The record is from RefSeq and is a predicted model, not a curated record. The transcript is spliced from 7 exons.